This is a messenger RNA of Pyrenophora tritici-repentis Pt-1C-BFP, 1443 nucleotides long. RefSeq names its product BglB, Beta-glucosidase-6-phospho-beta-glucosidase-beta- galactosidase. NCBI's taxonomy places the organism in Eukaryota, Fungi, Ascomycota, Dothideomycetes, Pleosporales, Pleosporaceae. Gene Ontology annotation, biological process: carbohydrate metabolic process. The record is from RefSeq and is a predicted model, not a curated record. Gene Ontology annotation, molecular function: beta-glucosidase activity.
AUGUCGCAGUCGUACUUGCCCAAAGAUUUCCUGUGGGGAUUUGCAACAGCAAGUUACCAAAUCGAAGGCGCGCCGCAUGAGGAUGGCCGCGCCGAUUCCAUCUGGGACACCUUCUGCCGCAUCCCGGGCAAAAUUGCUGGUGGGGAAUCUGGCGAUGUGGCCUGCGAUUCCUACCACCGCACUGACGAGGACAUUGCUCUUUUGAAGGAAAUCGGCGCAAAGUCGUACCGCUUCUCUCUAUCGUGGUCGCGUAUCAUCCCUCUCGGCGGACGUGACGAUCCCGUGAACGAGAAAGGUCUGCAAUACUACAUCAAGCUGGUUGACGACCUCCGUGCCGCAGACAUUGAACCGAUGAUAACGCUUUUUCACUGGGAUCUCCCCGACAACUUGCACAAGCGAUAUGGGGGCAUGCUUAACAAAGACGAGUUCGUGAAGGAUUACGAAAAUUACGCCAGGGUGUGUUUCAAAGCCUUCGGUUCGAAGGUAAAAUAUUGGAUCACCUUCAAUGAGCCUUGGUGCAGCUCCAUUCUCGGUUAUGGCACUGGCCUUUUCGCUCCGGGGCGUUGCAGUGACCGAAGCAAGAGCGCAGAAGGCGAUAGCUCCAGGGAGCCGUGGAUCGUCGGCCACUCACUCCUCAUUGCCCAUGGUGCGGCUGUCAAGGCAUACCGUGACGACUUCAAGGCCAAGGACGGAGGCCAGAUUGGUAUCACACUCAACGGUGACUGGACUGAGCCGUGGGACCCGGAAGAUCCAAAGGAUCGCGAGGCGUGUGAUCGAAAGAUUGAGUUUGCGAUCUGCUGGUUUGGCGACCCAGUUUACUUUGGCAAGUAUCCGGACUCGAUGCGCAAGCAGCUAGGCGAUCGCUUGCCUCAAUUCACGCCGGAAGAAGCGGCUCUUGUCAAGGGUAGCAAUGACUUUUAUGGCAUGAACCACUAUUGUGCCAACUACAUUAGGCACAGGGACACUGAGCCAGAACUGGACGAUCACGCUGGCAACCUGGAUGUUCUUUACCAGAACAAGAAGGGCGAAUGGAUCGGCCCAGAGACGCAAUCCGUCUGGCUUCGGCCAAUGCCCUUGGGCUUCAGGAAGCUGAUCAAGUGGCUGAGUGACCGGUACGGCGGCCCGACCUUUUAUGUGACAGAAAACGGUACCAGUCUCAAAGGCGAAAACGAUCUGCCUCUGGACCAGCUGCUGGACGACGAGUUCCGUUGUGAGUACUUUCGGGGAUACAUUGGAGCCUUGGCCGACGCCCAUACCUUGGAUGGAGUCGACGUCAGGGGUUAUUCCGCCUGGAGUCUCAUGGACAAUUUCGAGUGGGCCGAGGGCUACACGACGCGCUUCGGCGUCACCUACGUCGAUUACAAGGGCGGGCAGAAGCGAUACCCGAAGAAGAGCGCACGCGAGAUCUCGAAAAUCUUUGAAAAGUAUAUCAAAAAGGAGUAG